Trypanosoma brucei brucei TREU927 is the source of this 2208-nucleotide messenger RNA. RefSeq lists its product as hypothetical. Gene Ontology annotation, molecular function: protein binding. The record is from RefSeq and is a predicted model, not a curated record. The transcript has a single exon. Lineage: Eukaryota; Euglenozoa; Kinetoplastea; Trypanosomatida; Trypanosomatidae. The coding region runs from base 1 to 2208 and encodes 735 amino acids.
AUGAUGGAGGGAGCAACGCAGUCCUCACUGAGCCAAAUACCCGUUCAUGACAGGGUUCUGUUGAGCGGUAACAUGGACAGCGUAGAUGAUGAUUUAGAAACUGUGAUCUUUAGUGAUGGGGAGGACAAUCUUGAAACUUGUACAGUAGUGACAGAAACGGAUUCAGAUGGAGACGCGGGGCAGCACCUUCGGGGGGCAACUAACGGCGGUGCAGCCAACCGCUUACACUCGCAACACACGUUAGGGGAUUACUCGGAUCAUACAGUACAGCGCACAAAUAAUAUUCCCCCCACUCCCGCUCCGGCUAUGGCCCCGGUCUCAGCUUCGUCCCUCGUUACUUCAAUUGUUCCCGAACCUCAGCUACCCGUCUCCUUUUCUUCGCAAGCUUUUCCGGUUAUCUUACCGGUUAUGCAAAUGACAUGGGAACUGCUCGCACCAGUAGCCGCUGAGGAAGGGGUGGAGAGAGAAGGGGAAGUUGGGAAGCAACAGUCGGGUGGAAAAUUUUGUGUGCGUUAUUGUUUGGCAUCAAAAUAUGGUGAACCCCUACGACCUACGGAUAUCAACGAAUCGGCGCUACCGGAGAGACUUACCUGUGCGUGCAGAAUGGGUCGGGAUGACAUUCCUCAGCCGAUGAAGGCCCUGCGGACAAAUGGAAGAAAUCAACAGACCUUACUAUACAAGCACACAAUUUCUCGCGAGCACUGUGUCGUGCGGUUUCAUUUCAAAUUGCAAUGUGCCCCUCAAGGAUCUGCUGCGGCGGCUCCUUCGGGACAGAAACCGUUCUACAAGUGGACAUCCUUUGACGUCACGGAUUUGUCAUCCAGCAACGGUACAUACUGCCGUACAGUAAGAUUGUUUCCUUCGCACCGCUACAGCUUCCCUUUAACGAGGACAAACGCUGCUCAGUGCGUGGAGUUGCAGCUUGGGACCCACUAUCAAUGCACCAUACGUGUAUUGGGUGGCAAUUCUAUUGCUAAUUGUAGUCGCCUGGUCAGCUCAUCGGAUGCAUCGUCCACAGCAGUGGCGGCAGUCGAUGCUUCCGUGCAGUUCUCCCCUUCACCUGAAGUUGUGCUGACCAAUUUUCCACCACCUAAGAAGGUGCCUAGGAUUUACAACGGAUGUUCCCCCUUUUACGUGGAAGAUGAAUAUGACAAUGACAACAGCAAUAAUAAUAAUAAUAUUGAUGGUGUUUCCUCUUCUCUGGCCACUAAACCUGGUUACACCCAGCAGGAGCCGAAGGAGAAGUUGGGUUGUGCAACAGUUGAGGAGUCCCCGAUGCCUCGUCCAGUCAGACAAAGCUGUGAAGAGGUCAGUAAUACUGCGCCGUCGACUCUUCCAAAGCAAACAACUGUGGAAGCGGAGGGGACGAGCGGAAAUGCACACAGAACAAGUACUAACCAAACUGACAGUCGGCGCGGGACAGUGACACCCUCCGUCGAGGUGCUGUCAAGUAAGGUGAAGGAACCCAAGUGUUCAUUAACUGUUGUCACCACUGGCAUCCACUGCAAACAGGGUGUUAUGCAAAGCUUGUUGCACAUGAAUAUUUACAUGAAUCCUGACAUUUCGAACUAUAAGAAGGUAACGCAUCUUGUUAUUAAAGGCCCACUCGUGCGCAGCAUCAAGCUUUUAACAGUGUUGCCAUACGUGCAUCACCUUGUGAACGUUGAAUGGUUUGAGGGUAUCCUCUCGUGCAUCCCAAAAGACCCCAUGAAGCGGCCACCAAACCUAGCGGCAGUGCUCGAAAAGUUUAAUCCCAGUGACUUCACUUACAGUGAAGAGCCCAGCGCUGACAGUAUUGAGGUUCUUAACGAUUUUUCCCUGAAAGCGCUGAUGGACACACCGCCAGAGAAGCGUCAGGCGCUCUUCGAGGGGCUUGUCUUUUAUCUCCAUCCCGCUGCGAAGCCGCAGAGUGACGCUGAUAAUAAUCUUCGCCGUGUCAUUGUUGCUUCUGGUGGUACCGUCACGCGAAGAGCCGCGUUGGCAUCUGUUGCCAUCCUACCGGAAGCUAACAUGUGCGGCACCGGGGUGGCCUGGGAAGGGGUGGCGAAGUGCCGAAAGGAGCCCCUGUGCAUUUUUGUUACAACUGAAGAUUUAUUUCGAAGCGUGCUUCAGCAGCGGCGGUUGACUGCAACGACAGUGCAACGUCCACCGGGUUGCACGGCAUUACCACCUUCCCCGCAAUCUAGACAAAAACGGAAAAGGAGUUGA